Messenger RNA from Nicotiana tabacum (common tobacco), 1664 nucleotides. RefSeq names its product WAT1-related protein At5g07050-like. Gene Ontology annotation, cellular component: membrane. The record is from RefSeq and is a predicted model, not a curated record. Gene Ontology annotation, molecular function: transmembrane transporter activity. NCBI's taxonomy places the organism in Eukaryota, Viridiplantae, Streptophyta, Magnoliopsida, Solanales, Solanaceae.
AUGGCGGCAAUAGAGGAUCAAAUUCCCCAUCAUCCAAGAUUAUUCCAACUACUGGCCCAUUGGUUUGCUAGUACAGCAACAACGGGUACUCAAACCAAAGACACGAUCGAAAACCUCGAAACGGAGACCUUGACGAACGGAGAUGAUGAAACUCCGGCGAAACGCCGGCAAGGCUGUGAACUAGCGGAAACACAUUUACAUGGCUUUGGGACUGAUUUUAGGAGUUUAAUGGAGAAGCCACAACUGCUGUGUUUUGCUAGAUCUGCUGCUGCAUUUUCUGCCAUGUUUGGAGAUACAUUUUGGCUGAGUUUUAAUGGAGUUCGAACAACAAUUUUGCGGCUGUUUCACGUUGCAACGCAGCUGAUUUUUGAGGCCGUUUUUUAUUGCAGUUUUGGGCUGGGUUUUAGCUCCUUUUAUGGGCAGAUUUUUGAGGUUGUUUUAAAACAUGCCUUUGCUACUGCAGCUAUUGCUCCUUUUGCUCUUGUUCUUGAAAGAAAACUCAGACCAAAGAUGACUUUCAUGAUGUUCUUGCAAAUUUUUGUAUUGGGCCUUCUAGGGCCAGUGAUUGAUCAAAACUUCUACUAUAUGGGACUUAAGUUUACAUCCCCAACAUUCUCAUGUGCCAUGAGCAACAUGCUUCCUGCAAUGACAUUUGUCAUGGCUGUCCUCUGCAGAAUGGAGAAGGUGCAUAUAAAGAAGUUGAGAUGCCAAGCAAAGGUUGUGGGUACUAUAGUGACAGUGGCUGGAGCCAUGUUGAUGACAUUGUACAAAGGACAUGUUAUUAAUUUGGUUUGGUCAAAUAAUAUCCAUACAAAUACUUCUAAUGUUCCUGAACCCAAUGAAGCUACUGAUAAAGAUUGGCUUAAAGGUUCAAUCCUUCUAAUUCUUGCCACUUUUGCAUGGGCUUCUUUCUUUAUACUUCAGAAUGUUACAAUGAGGAAGUACACUGCUCCACUUUCUCUAACUGCACUUGUUUGCUUCAUGGGAACUUUGCAAUCAAUUGCUGUCACCUUAGUGAUGGAACAUAAAACUUCUGCUUGGGCCAUUGGUUUUGACAUGAACCUUCUUGCUGCUGCCUAUGCUGGUAUUGUAUCAUCAAGUCUUGCAUACUAUGUUCAAGGUCUUGUAAUGGAGAAAAGAGGACCUGUUUUUGUGACUGCUUUCAGUCCAUUGAUGAUGAUCAUUGUUGCUAUUAUGGGCUCUUUCAUUCUUGCUGAAAAAAUAUAUCUUGGAGGUGUGCUAGGAGCAGUGCUAAUUGUGGCUGGACUAUACUCAGUUUUAUGGGGAAAAUACAAGGAAUAUAAGGAGAAAGAAAUUGAGGCUGCAAUUCCUGAACCAGUGAAAGUAGUUACAGAGAACAACCAAAUGAUGAUUUUAGAAGAUAGAGAAGUAAAUGACAUAGAAAUGCAAAGUACUGCAGUAGCCAUUAGUGUUUCAAUGUCACAGCCUCCAAUGUUGGCUAAAGAAGCACCAAAAGCUUGAGUUAUGAAAAAAAGAAAGAGGAAAAAAAACACAAUAAAACAGAGUUUAUUAGGUGGUUUAAGGAAGGAUUAAGAAGAGGGUAUUUUGCUUUAUUCCCUUUUUCUGUUACGGGUAAAUAAUAUAUGGAGGUGCAAUGUAAUUUUUCGGCUUUAUAUAAUACUUACUAGUAUUUGAUGCAGCAA